Molecule: messenger RNA, 8021 nt
Organism: Musca domestica (house fly)
Lineage: Eukaryota; Metazoa; Arthropoda; Insecta; Diptera; Muscidae
Product: titin
Exons: 5
Coding region: 861-8021 (2386 amino acids)
Molecular function (GO): protein binding
Source: RefSeq, a predicted model, not a curated record
AUAAAUAUAAAAAAAUAAAAAAAAAAUAAAAACAAAUCGAAGCAAUCCAAUCAAAUUCCUAGACAUAAAAAAUAUUUGAAUAAAAAAUUCAAAAAUAUUUUUUAGUUGAAAAUCUGUUGUUUUUUUGUUUCUUUUGAAUCUGGCAUAACGCAUAGCGCCGCCGUUAUGACCCGCUAGCUGCUGGAAUUCCAAAUUUUGUGUGUUUUUGAAUGAAUCCAAAAAGAGGCCUACAAAAAUAACCACAAAAGUAAUAAUAACCUAAAAAACGGGUCUCAGACUCUCAGAAAAGCAAAUGAAAUAAAAAAAAAAUCGAAAAAACAAAUAUCAACCUAAAACGUCAACAAAGAUCAGCGAUAUCCCGCUAGCCAGCCAGACAGCCUACCAGUCGAAAAAAAAAUACAAUCAACAAAAAACCGACAACAAAACUGAAAAAGCCUAUUCACCCCGCAACAAGGAAGUAUUUAUAAGGCAGAGAGCCUCAAAAUCCUAAGCCUAACUUGCCAGCAGCCUGCCCACUCUCUCAUCGUAGUCCGUCUCCCCCCUUCGCUCAAAUAAGUCAAGAUAUCAGGCUGUUGUCUGCAUAAAAGCCUUAACGAAUGGCUGGCUGAUUGUUGGGGAAUUUACCAGCAGCCAGCAUUGCCAAACACAUCAUAAAAAAAUCAACAGCCAACAUAGAUUUCAAUUGGAAAAUCUCAGCUGGAUUUAAUUGAAAAUCAUAAUUUUCCGGGCAGUUUUUUAUUUUCGCAACAUCAACACAGAGGAGAAAGGCCAACGCCAUCUAGCGAAGUGGAGUUACAAUUAAGCUGUAAUUUCCCUAGUUUUACACCCUAUGCCUCAAUUGUUGGGAGUACUACACCACCAUGGCUGAUUAUGUUACUGUGGUAGAGGUGGAUGAUCCUCAGUCAUCCAAAGACACAAACUCAUUGCUGGCCAAUUCACCACAACAAAACUCAACGAAUGGAACGGCACUAUCGGCUGAUGAUCCCUCAUUUAUAACGGUGUUAUCGAUCAACAACAAUAACAACACAAAUCACCACCAACAAGAGCUGCAACAUCAACCCACCACAGUUGAGGUGGAGGGCCAUAGCAAAGCCACAAACCUGAUCGGUGAUGACACCGAAGAGGUGGUGGUCUAUCGUUUGGUUGGUGAACGCUUGGGCUUUGGCUUGAAGUUUCAAGGUGGCACUCGCAGUGCCGAAAAAGUACAAAAAUUAUUCAUACAAUCAUGUGCCAAGGAUAGUCCCGCCUCCAAGGUGGUCACCUCAUGGGGCCAACUCAAGGAGGGAGAUGAAAUUGUGAAAAUCGAUGAGCAUUACGUGCGGGAUAUGACACGGAUAGAAUGUGUGAAAUGUUUAAAGGAUAAUGUGGCCAUAAAACUGGUGGUACGAAAUGGUAGGGGUUUGAAGCCCAUGGAUUUUGAGGAGGAGGGGUCUGGGGAGCAGCAACACAAUUUGUUGCCCAAUGCAGGCAAUGGUCACAUGAAGGCAGCCCCGCCUCCACCGCCACCAGUGCCGCCCAGGAAAUUGAUCAAAAAGCAAAGAUCUUUCAAGGACAGCGAAAGGCCCGAAAUGGCGCCCAACAGGACAAUGGAAAUUGUGGAAAUGUCUGCGGAGCGUUCCUUUACCCCGCCACCCGAUGCCGAAUAUUAUAUCAACUUAUUUGCCGAAAACAAUGGCCCAAAUGGUUCCCUGCUAAGGAAUCCCUCACGCAAUGGUGAGUCGGAAUCGGAUGAUACGGCCAGCACCAUAUCCACGGUAAUAGAUCGUUACUCCAUGACCUCAACUUACUCAUCGGAAUCAGAUCUUUCGGGAUUUACAUCCUUGAAUAAUGGCCAGAACAAUGGCGUGAAAUCCGAACUGGCCAAAGUUUUGAAGCCAUUUGCCCUCUUGGAACAGGAAUUCAAGGUAGAGGGAGGUUUGGAUAGCUCUCUCAUUACCGAGGUAAUGGAGGUGAGCUUCAAACCGGGUAAUAAUUAUGAAAAUGUGGAAUUUAAAACCGAGAAAAUCAACAAUUAUGAAAAUGUAGAACUGAAGAGGAAAGAGGAGGAUCCUGUGGCCAAGGAUGAGGUGGAUAAAAGUAGGGAGGCGAAGCAAGAAAUUGUGACCACAGAGAGCAAGCAGUCCCCCACUCCCACACCCAAACCUAGACAACAGGUGCCAACAUCGCCCGUGGAACCCAAGAAACGAUCCAUUAUACCCAUGCCCCGCAAGCUGAGCAUAAAUGGCAAACAAGCCAUUGAGGUGCCGCCACCCAAAAUUCCCGAGGGGGCCAUGAUAAAAUCCAACUCAGAAAAUCAGAACACGAAAUCUCCCACCACCACCUCCCCAGUCACUGGCAAGUCCUUCCAAGAGCCACCAGCCACCAAAGAAUUUACCACAAAAAUACCCAAGGCCAUCCAUUCGCCCAGCAGCCAAUAUCGCUCCCUGGAGAGGGCCAAGACCGAAAGUGAAAUCAAACUGAAACAGGAAAUCACAAAACAGGACAAACUGAAAUUGCAAACCUCGGAAUUUCUGACCCAUGAAUCAACAAAUGGCCAGAAAUUGGAAACCAAACUCCAAAAGCCAGCUUCUCCUGUCAAAUCUCGUAUCCCCAUUGUCCUGACCCCCAAAAGGUCAUUGGAUUUGGAAUCUUCACUGGAAAAGAAGGCCUCUCAGAAGUCGCCCACAAACAUACCACGGCUGCUAACCAAGCAGAAAUCUGAAACUGACCUGAAGCUCAACUAUUGUCGCUCUAAGGAAAACAGUCCCACAAUGUCCAGUAAGAUACCCCUGCAAAGGACCAUUUCAGCCGAUUCGAAAAUAAAAAUGCCCGAAAGGACCCUAAUACCGGUGCUACAUGUCAACAAUAGCUCUAAUGGUGGUACCUCGUCCACGGAAAGCUUGAAUUCCAAUUCCACAGGAAGUACUCCCACCUUAGGAGGGAAAUCUGCCAGGGGACCCAAACCCAAGCCCCCGGAACGAGUGCAGUCCUUGAACAAAACACAAAUACCCAAGGCAAAUGUGACCACAGUCACGGUUGUGGAUCGCUCCAGCACAAAUUCUCUCAACUCUCCUCACAGCUCACCCCUGCCUGCCAUGCAGACCUUUAAGCAACCCUCACCGCCCAAGCAAAUGGAGAAACCCCUAACACCACCCUCCCCAAAUCGGGAGAUACGUUUUAAAAUACAAACCUACAAUGCGAACAGCAACAACGGCAACAAUCACAAUGCCUUCCAGGAACCCGAAGAGCUACCCAGUCUCUUUGAACUGCAGAGGCGCAACAGUCCCGAUACGGCCAGGAAAAAUGAUGAAUUCUCCACUUUUAAGGCCUCAACUCCACCGAGUAACAGCAGCACCAGUCAGGAGCAAAAAGAACUUAAACCAGAGCCAGAAGAUGAGUUAGACCGCAUUACACCCCCUCCCCUGGUGGUGGUGGGUAAGUGUGUCAAAGUCAAUGAUGCCACCGCUCCCAUGUACUACUCAAGUUCGAGCAGUGACGAGGAGAAUGAAACCGAUUUGAGUGGAGCCUAUGAUGAUGACAAGGAUUACAUUUGUGAGGAUGGCGAGAAAUUGGGUCCACCGGAGUUAAUCAAUGGUCCUGGACCUUCCGAGGCCUAUUUCAAUCUCUAUUGGCACUCAAAUAUGCUACCCACCAUUGGUGAGGUGGAGGAGGAAUGCUCAUCGCUGGAACUGCAGUCGCUGAACACAAAUGGGCCCAUUGUCAUAGUUGAUGAUUUGAGCCAGCAGAAAACGGCUGGAGCUUCAAAGCCAGAAAUUUUGGAAAAACUGGAAGCCGAUCAAAAACCCCAAGCCAGCAGUAGUCAAGUUUUAAAGGGAAAUCUCAAGAAACCGCCAUUUAUUGGAGUACCUGUACUACCACCCACGGUACCAGGCUUUGAGGAUCUCAAGAACAUAAAGAAACCCCUGAAAGAGGUGAGCCCAUCAAAGGCCAUAGACAAAAUGAGUGAAGAGACAAAAGUGAAAUGCAAAAAAUUGCCAAAUGUCGAAGAAGAUAAGAUAGCAGCGACUGGCGAUAUGCAAAGCGAACAGGAACCGAACAAGGUUAUUGAAGAUAUUGCCGAAAAAUUGGAUAUUUCAGAGAAUACCGAAAAACAAGAACAAAACUUUGUGGAGGUGAGCAAAAGUUCCUCCAAGGAAAUCUCAGAGGAUAAUAGCCAAACCUCGGAAACAUCUCAAGAGGUAAAGACAGAACAGACCACCACCAAAACUGAGACCCGAACCACAACAACCACAAAGAAAAUCAUAAAAUCCUCAACGACCACCACCAGCUCCUCCCAGGUGCUGGAGGCCAGCCAGCUUGAUGCCCUGCCGGAGGAAUUUAAGAAAAUUGUUGCCAGCCAAAACUUGCCCGAGGAGUUCAAAAAAUUGCUCGACUCACCCAAAUCUCCGCAGGAUGCCAGCAAGAAACCGGUAUUUACCCUGCAACCCUAUAAUGAGAGGAAAGGUAAUACCAAAAUAACCGUGCUCGAGGAGCGGCAAUUUGAGUCCGAUCAAAAGGCCUAUUCGGAGAUACGCACCAAGGAUGCCCAGACCGGGGAGGAGAAGGUACAGAAGUCCAGUGAAAGCCACAAGGAGCGGGCCAAGCUGAAGAAGGUACAAAGCCAAGAAAGUCUGGAUGACAACUUUGGGGCCUCGGAACAACAACAACCACUAACUGUUACCGCCAAAGCGGAAACACGAUUAGCGGAGGAGGCCCACAAUCCACAGGAUAAUCAAAGUAUUGCUCGAGGUAUUUUGAAAUUAUCGGAGUGUGGUAAACAAAUACAAGCGAAUGACAUGGGUGGUGUGGAUCUCAUGGAGUGUGAGCAUCAGGUAAUGGAGACCUUUGAAGAUUCCGAACAGAUAUUGAAGCCGCAAAACGAAAAUCUAACACCAAGUCAAGAGAAACCCUCGCUACUCAGGGAGUUAAGUGAGACCCUAACGGUGACCAAAGAUGGUGAUACCCAGGUCACAAAACGCAGCGAAACAACCAGGGAGGAGGCCAAGCCUGAGAUCUUUGCCAGCUCCCGGGAGAUGCCAAGUCCUCAAACUGGGGAAACGAAAAAAUUACUCGAAAAUGAAUCCCAACUUUUGGUGGAUCAGCUGCUCAAGGAUGCCGAAAAACAGGCGUUGAAACGUAGCGAAACACCAGCAGCCGCCACCAAGAAGGUGGUGAAACUUGUCAAGAAAACCGAGGAGGAAAAACGCCUGGAAAUGGAGGCCCAAAAACUGAUUGAAAGCUAUCAAAAGGUACGCAAGGAGGCAGAGAAACUGUUUCAAUUCGAUAACUUCCGGCAUGCUGAUGAUCAGCAGGGUUUCGAUUUGAGUGGCUUGGAAGUGGACGAGGAGGAGCAGGAGAAGGAUAAGGAAACGAAGCAAGAAACUCCGGAGAAGACUAAGGAAACGAUGGAAUUAGUUUCGGAGAAGUUGGAGGAAGCAACGCAAGGAGUUCUGGAGAAGGUGGAGGAAACUAUGCCAGAAACUUCGGAGAAGUUGAGGGAAACGAUGCAAGGAGUUUCGGAGAAGGUGGAGGAAACGAUGCAAAAGAAAAAGUCUCUAGAAAUGGAAGCAUCGGAACUGGGAGUAACGAAAUCCGAAGCUGAGGGAAAGACACCAGAGCUGAAAGAGAGGAAAACUAAGUCAGGAAUGAGAUCUGAGCCAGAUGAGAAGAAAACUGAGGCAGAGCAAAAGAAUUUGGAGCUCGAGGAGAAGAAAAUUAAGUCGGAAAUGAAAUCUCAGCUAGAGAAGAAGAAAUCGCAGGCGGGAGAGAAGAAAUCUGUGUUAGAAAUUAAAUCUGAGCUAGAGAAGAAGAAAUCGGAACCUGAGGAGAAGAAACUUAAGUCAGAAAUGCAAUCUGAGCUGGAGAAGGCGAAAACGAAGACGGAAGAGAAGAAAUCUGAGCCAGAAGUUAAAUCUAAAGCUGAAAUGAAGGAAUCCGAACUGGAAGCGAUGAAAUCGGCACCAGAAGUGAUGAAAUGUGAGCCACAAGUAAGCACUUCGGAUGUGAAGAAAUCUACACAGGGCAAGAAACAAUCUGGGGAAGGAGAAAAGAAAUUCGAACCAGAAGUGAUGAAAUCCGAAUCAAAAGUGGUGACAUCCGAACCAGAAGCGAUGAAAUCUGAAGCAGAAGUCCUGGAAUUCGAGCCACAAGUAAGCACUUCUGAAGCAAAUAAAUCUGCGCAGGUCAUGAAGCAAUCUAAGCAGGAGGAGAAGAAAUCUGAGGGACAAGUAAACAAAUCUGAAGAAAAGGCUAAGAAAUCUGAGCCAGAGAAGCAGAAACCAGCAUCGGGAGUGAUGAAAUCACAAGCGGAAUUGAUGAAAACUCAGCCAGAAGUAAGCACUUCGGAAGUGAAGAAACCAACAAAAGAUACGAAGAAGUCAGAAUCAGAACUGAAUAAAUCUGAGAAGGAAGUAAAGAGAUCCGAAGCAGAGGUAAAGAAAACUGAACCCGAAGUUAAGAAAUCCACACCAGAAGUAAUGAAAUCCACACCAGAAGUGAUGAAAACUGCACCAGGAGUAAGCACUUCUGAACCUAAAGAGAAAAACUCGGAACUAAAGAAAGUCAAACCAGAAAUUACGAAAAUCGCAGCAGAAGUGAAACAAUUAUUAACCGAAGAAAUAAAAUCCGAAGUGAUGAAACCUUCAAAAGAAUCGAUGAAAUCGGAACCACUGGUAAGCACUUUGGUAAACACUCUGGAAGUAAACAAGUCGGACCAUGGAAUUAAGAAGUCCACAGGAGAGAAAACACUUGAGAGCCAUGAGAAGAUUUCUCUGAAGAGAGAAAGUGCAAAGGACAGAGCUGAGAUAACCGGAGAGAGCAAGCCAACAAAGUUGGAACUAAAAGAAAACAUUUCUCUCAAGAAGAGAGGAAAUGAGGAAGAGAAUGCUUCUCCUGCCAAGGAAGAGAGUGGCUCUCAAAAAAUGUCUGAUAACGAUGAGAAGCUAGAGAGCUUGGCAGCUCACCACUUGGAAGAUGAACUCCCAAGUCCCUCAAAAUCAGCCAGUGAGAUACUCAGCUCUCCCAUUGUCAUUUCACCCAGUUCCUCGGAUGACAUACUCAAGGAAGAACCUGAAUAUGUAUUGCACAAAAAAAUUAUCGGAAAAGAAAAGAAAGAAUCUGCGAUAGCGGAAAUAAUCACCACCAUAGAAGAGACAACCAGGAAACUUUCCGAGAAGGUUGGCACAAAAUCUCCCAUUGCUAGAGAAAAACUGUCGCACAAAGAAACCACCACCAAGACCAUUAAAAUAUCUCCCAAGUCUUCGCCCAAAGCCUCACCCAAACUUAAGCGCAGUGAAAAGAGCAAAACCAAGGCGGAAAAUGGAGAGGAAUCAACUCCCACCUCUCCGAAAAUGAAACCUAAACCCACUCCCAAACCCAAGCCACCUGUACCUCAACGCCGAAACAGUGCCGAUUCGGGCGCCAAACCCAUACCCAAGCGUAGAGGUUCCCUGGAGACCACAGCCUCCAUAGUUUUACCACCCAAAGAUGUCAGUCCAACCACUCCGAUAAUUGAAAUACCCAAACCCAUGGAACGUAUUAUUGUGGGUGUGGAACAUCAUAUUAUUAUACCUUCGGCUGAUUUAAAGAAAGAUUCCGCACCACAGCGGCCCAUCAUUACCUUAGCCAGUGAUAAGCUACCUUCUGUGGUGGAGAAACAAUUUUCUUUUGAAUCAAAAGUUCCGUUACUCAGUCAAACUGCCUCGGGUGAUUUAUUGGAGACCAUAAAUUUGCCAAAUGCCAAUCGCUCAUCUUCGGAUAUAUCCGAAAGAGAUUCCAGAGAAAUUUUGGUCUCAUCUUCGUUGGAUUCGAUGCAAAGUGUUGGGGAGAAAUUGCCGAGCUCUGCGGUCACGGUGCAAACUGAUGAGGAGCAGGAGGAGGAGGAGGAGGAGUCUUUGAAAAUGGAGGAAGAGGACCAGGAUAUGUUAGCCCAUCUAGAGCAGGAGAAGAAAAUUGAAGAAUUGGUUCUAUUAUUCUUUAUGUUUUCCCAAGAAACUAUUUGUUUUGAUAAUAGUAAUGCCCAAACAACACAUGACUCCAACUAA